GCAUUGCGGGACGGCUCAUACGUCUCAGCGGUUCCCAUGUCCUCAUUUGGAGGGUUUUCUGCUUUGCGGUCGCGGCAAGCAUACGAGGCGGUGUGCAGAGAGUUAGAAUUUUCUUUACAAGAACAAAUCCGGAAGGCGGUGGAAGAUAUCGCCGAGUUUCACUUGCUGCUGGCGCAGCCGAAUUUGUCGAAAGGCAUCGGAGUGAAACUGCCGGUCAAAACAGAUGAGCAAGGUGACAAGGAGAUGCCAUGGCAGUCAGAGCUUUGGAAAGACGAUGACGAGCCCCGCGAGCACAUUUCAGCCAAUGCCGAGGAUAAUGUGCUACAAGCCCUCAGUGGGUUGCCAGUGCGUGUGAACUUCCGUGCCGACCACCUUGCCGACCAGUUGCAUCCAACGCAAACCUUGGCUUUGCCGGACUCACCAGGCAGGCACUCCCCCUCAGAUUGGGUUUCUGAGACCAGCUCCUUUUCAAGCCCAAUUGCAAGGCACGAGGUGAGGCUGCAUGAGCUUUGGGCACAAGAUCAAGACAGCAUCAGUUGCAAGAGGCUAGUGAGCCGAGACAGCUCAAGGAGGUCGCGACCGAAUUCGAGGUCUCGCUCCUUGAUUGAAAGCCACGACUGCGGCCCAUUUGAACGCAUGGCCUUGAGGCCGAACAGCGUGAUAUGUCUUUUCUGGGACAUCGCUUGCUUGCUGGCGACGAUGCACGACAGCGUGAUGAUCCCGUUGCUGUCUUCCUUUGACAUUGAUCCUGUCGGGGCACCGAACGCCAUGGCCAAGACCAGCGGCAUCAUUUGGCUUUGCGACAUGCUUGUGUCGUUUGUUCGGGGGUUCUUGAAUGUUCGGACAGGCUUUGUUGAGAUGCGCCUGCCGCACAUCGCCUACAAUUACAUUACAGGAUGGUUUGUGCCUGAUCUUGCUCUUCUCUCGCUUGAUGCUAUGUCAAUGUUUAUGACGGAUCUUGCCACAUUCGAGCACUUUACGCUGUUGCGCCUCUUUCGCAAUCUCCGUCUACUGAGAUUGCUGAAGAUGACAGGCCGUUUCAAUUUGAUCAGGGAGCUAUUCUCCAGCCUGGACUAUGCCACAGAAUGGGCUUCCGUUCAAAUGGAGACGGCAAUGAGUGUCCUAAAGCAUUUUGGCAUUAUCCUCUUGCUUUGCCACUUCACUGGCUGCGCAUGGUAUGCUCUCGGGAACAUGGAAAAAGAUGGUUCAUGGAUACAAGAGCAUGUAGGCUAUCGACAGACGCUGGGGCUCGAUGCUAGUGUUGCUUACUUUUACGUCACUGCUUUGCAUUGGUCAUUAUCUCAGUUUACUCCGGCAAGCAUCGAGGUGUCUGCCACCACAACAAACGAGCGGAUUUUCAGUGUACUUGUGAUUCUGGCGGGAUUGACAUUGUACAGCUUCUUCCUUGGCUCGAUCAACCAGUCUUUGAACAAGCUGAGAAGCAUGACGGCACAAGAAACCCGCCAGAACAUUUUGGUGCGCCGGUACAUCAGUGAAAAGAGACUCUCGAUAGAUCUGGCAGCAGAGAUCCUGACCUGCAUCCGUCAACGGGGCCUUGGCAAGGCCAGCAGCAAGAUUGUCUUUGCUGACAUCAAGGUUUUGGAUAGCCUGCCGCACACCACACUUUGCAAGCUACAGGUGGAAGUAGGUCUACCCAUUCUACAGAGCCAUGCUCUGUUCAAGCACUUGCUGGUGCUGGGCUGCCCUGAAAUGUCCACUCUCUGCGAAAAGGCCCUGAAGGAAAUUAGCACGGUCUACGGCGAGGAGCUCUUCUCAGCGGGAACAAUGGGUGAUUGCCUCUCCCUGGUCAGAGCGGGGAGAUUGCUCUACAAGUUUGCUCACCGGAAUGCAUGGAAACAGGAGGUGGACAAGGAUUCACGUGUCAGUGAAGCUUCUCUUUGGUUGCACUGGGAGUACCGAGGCCAGUUGACAUGUGUCGACCAGAACUCGUACCUCUUCCAACUCAAUGCCUCAAGCUUUCGGAAGAUCAUGGGCAGGAGCCAGCAUUUGGAGCUUUGUGCCAUGUACGCUCGGCUAUUUCUUCGGGCACUCCUUGAAACUCAUUCCAAUGACGAUGCCAGUGAUCUCUUUGGAGACGAUGUCCAGGUGGGCAAGAUAAUGAAAGUGAUUCGAUCCUGCCAAAGUGGGGCCGGCAAUCUGCUUGCAGCCAGCCUGGCCCCCGUUAGAGUGGCUCCCGCCUUUGCGGCGUGGAAAGAGUGGCAUCAAGCGCAGCAAGAGCUUCGCUUGCGUCAAGCGCGUUUCAACAGCUUUUGCCCUGGAAUUUUGGUGCUGUGGCACCAGUUGUCAAAGCCAACUGCCAAAGAAGUGCAAUGAUAAAGCAUGCACAAGCGCCGAAUUCGGCGCCCCCCGUUUCAUUCUUGAUGCUUUCCUCAAAGGCCAGUGCAUAAGCCCUCGCCAUUUGUCCUGACACCACGGGCAUGAGGAUCGACGAACCAUGUCCCUCUGAAGUGGUGGAUCCAGAACUGGAGAGUGUUCUCACAAAGGGCACAUAUUUGUGUUUGUCUUUUAACAGAGGGCUUUCUGGUUCUGCGAGCAGAACACCACGGUCUCGUUCCAGCAAGGCAGCCAGCUUGAAUACGCCAAUAGAGUCGCCACAUCCAAGAUGCACGGCGUCACCUCUCAAUAUUCUUUGCACACGC
Molecule: messenger RNA, 2660 nt
Organism: Effrenium voratum
Lineage: Eukaryota; Dinophyceae; Suessiales; Symbiodiniaceae
Source: the annotation of a GenBank genome assembly